AGAUGAACUGCAGUGAUGAAAUCUUCGCACUCCCACCGUGGUUUAUCAAACCUUCAUGCUGGUGUUAUUUCACCGUGGUUUCGAGCCUGUUCUACGAUUCCGGUUCGACAGAUUUGUUUCCAGCCAGCGUUCUGCGUUCCAUGCUAGAAACGCAUUCCGCAGGUGGCAGCGGCGGCGAAACCGCGUUGGCUCGUUCCACUGUUGUGGCGCGGAGCAGCAGCCGGGCUCGACACGGUGACCGCUGGCCGGCGGCGUGCGUGCCGCGUUGCCUUGCUGCUUCGCCGGUUCGCCCUGCGAUGGCCGCUGCCGGCCUGUCCGCGCGGCCAUUGCCUGGGCAGCGCCGACGGUAUGCCCAUGCCUGCACGGCGUCCUAGUUUGAAUCCUAAAACAGUCCGGGAGGCUGCAUAAUAGGCCUAAAAUGGCAAAAGGGGUCUUGCUAAUUUUGGUGGUACACGGUGGCCUUUUUCUUGCACUAUCUGUCAGUCCCCAUGGAAUGGAACCCUUUCCCAGCCGCUCCCUUUCGAUUGCAAUUUGCACCCCUAUUUUGGCGGUCUUAGCUGCUAUUAACGAGAAGGGCAUUUCUGUCCACGUGCUGUAACGGUUAUCAGGGAGCUGCCCCGGUAAUGGCGCUGGCUCGUUCCCUUCCCUAGCCCCCGGCGCCACCCACCUCUCUCCUGGGCCCCCGCCGGGGUGCCGUCCUCCACAGCCGCCGCCGCGCGGUAGCUGCUGCGUUUUGGGAACAGAACGUCGCCUGCAUUUGCUGUCGGAUUGGAUCAGAGUGGGAGGUGAAUCCAGCGUUUCUUGGCCUUGCAGAGCAGAGUCCAGGGGUCCGGACAUCCUGACGAAUUACCUCGAACCGAUGGGGUGCUGUGGAAGCAGUGCUGUAGACGCUGAGGAACAGCUGGACUACAGCGCCGGCAAUGUGACGAUCAUACCAGAUCAUAAGUGUUGGGAACGAAAAUUGGAAGAAGCAGGCGAAGAUGGCAAAACUCUUGUUGUAAAAUUCAGCGCAACCUGGUGCGGACCAUGCAGGAAUGCUGCUCCAGUAUUCGCCGAGCUUUCUUUGAAGCAUUCUGAUCUUGUUUUCGUGUCGGUGGACGUAGACGAACUGCCGGAACUGGUCACGCAAUUCGACAUACGCGCGACCCCGACGUUCAUCUUCAUGAGAGACAAGAAGGAGAUCGACAAGCUGGUGGGGGGAAACCAGGCAGAUCUCGAGAAGAAGUUCGAUCCAUACCGCGAGCCGUAGUGAUGGCCCAUUUUCUCUUGUCAGCUUCAGAAUGAGGAUGCUCGAAGAUGUACCUGAUUGGCUGAAGCAGCAGCUAGCAGCACAGAAUUUUGCAACCAGUUGAUGAGCUCUCUGGGGAGUCUACAUCUGCGUAGGUUCGAGGAAGUGGCCAACGGAAGUAGGAUUUCUGUAUAGUAUGUAAAGUUAGCUAGUGUCUGAAACUUCGCACCACAUUGUUCAAGCAAAUCCAUACACCAAAAAGGAAAAAGAAAAUCAAUGUAACACCAGUCACCAGAUGCCUCCCCUUUAAUUUCCCUCCCUCUUGAUCCCUGUCCCAUGAUUGGCCAUAAUCAUCAGCAAAAAUGCGAAUGCAAUUGUUGAUCAGCAAUGUACAAUGUGUACACCGAUUUAUGCAGGAU
This is a messenger RNA of Phragmites australis (common reed), 1647 nucleotides long. RefSeq names its product thioredoxin H5-like. The record is from RefSeq and is a predicted model, not a curated record. NCBI's taxonomy places the organism in Eukaryota, Viridiplantae, Streptophyta, Magnoliopsida, Poales, Poaceae. The coding region runs from base 860 to 1249 and encodes 129 amino acids. The transcript has 5 exons.